AGUAUUUUUUAUUAUGAAAGAAAGUACAAACAAAUAAAAAGGAUCACCAUAUUUGUUUUCACCUAAAACCAAUGAACUUUUAUUUCCGGAUUUCAUACUAAACUUUGCGUUGUGUGCCGAUAGCGACGAUUUCAUUCGCUCUAGGUUGAAAAUGGCGUUAGCAAGAAAUGUCUCGAAGGUUUUCAUUGUGUCGGCCAAAAGGACAGCUUUUGGAACCUUUGGCGGGAAACUGAAAGAUGUCAGUGCCAACAGGCUCCAAGAAGUGGCUGCCAAGGCUGCUCUUGAUGCUAGCAAAGUCAACCCAGAACUUGUGGGCUCACUUGUAUUUGGAAAUGUUCUGCAGACAUGCACAGAUGCCAUAUACUUUGCACGUCAUGUUGGCUUGAAAUGCGGAGUGCCAGUUGGUGUUCCUGCUCUCGCUGUGAACAGACUGUGUGGCUCAGGGUUCCAGGCAGUAAUCAAUGCAUCUCAGGAGAUGGAGCUUGGAGAGAGCCAAAUAGCCCUGGUUGGAGGCACAGAGAGCAUGAGUCAGGCCCCAUACGCUGUCCGCAACAUCCGCUUUGGCACACGCCUUGGUAUGGAUCUUCAGCUUGAAGACCUUCUGUGGGCAGGCUUGACAGACUCCUACACCAAGAUGCCAAUGGCCAUCACUGCGGAGAACCUUGCAGAGCAGUACAACAUUUCUCGGGAGGAUUGCGAUGUAUUUGCCCUGUCUUCACAGCAACGAUGGGGGACAGCAAAUGCAGCUGGUGUUUUCAAAGCUGAAAUUGCACCUAUUGAGCUCAAAGGAAAGAAAGGUCCAGAGUCGUUUGAAGUAGAUGAACACCCUCGACCACAGACUACCAUGGAGGGACUGAAAAAACUGCCCGCAAUCUUCAAGAAGGGAGGAGUUGUCAAUGCUGGAAAUGCUUCUGGUGUGUGUGAUGGAGCUGCAGCUCUGGUUCUAGCCACAGAGGCAGCAGUGAAACAGCACAACCUCGCGCCUCUUGCUCGCCUUGUCUCCUAUGGCAUUGCAGGUUGUGACCCUAAGAUCAUGGGUAUUGGGCCAGUACCGGCCAGCAAGGCCGCACUGAAGGCUGCAGGCAAGGACCUCAAGGAUAUGGACAUCUGUGAGGUGAAUGAGGCAUUUGCAGCACAAUAUCUGUCAGUAGAGAAAGAGCUAGGCCUGGACAGGGCCAUUACCAACAUGAAUGGUGGGGCCAUCGCUCUGGGUCACCCUCUGGCAGCAUCAGGAGCCAGAAUCACCGGACACCUCGCACAUGAACUUCAUCGUCAGAACAAAAAGUUUGCCUUGGGAUCAGCAUGCAUAGGAGGGGGACAGGGUAUCACAGUUAUUCUAGAGAAGUGUUGAGACUAUUUUCUGAGACUAUUGUAACAGUGCCAUGACAUUCAUUUUGGUGCAGAUGUUUCAUUGUGGUGUAAUAUUAUGGCUAAAUGGACUGUGAUAUAGUUGUACUUGUUUUGUAUAUAACGGUACAUGUUUGUUCGGGGUCUUUGCUCAACAAAAUACCUCUUCUUAAUUAAGGUAGAAAAGAAUAAUGUGGCCAGAUAAUCUAACCAAAUGUUGUGUUCAAAAGUAUUGGUCCAUCAUUGAACAAUAUAGUUUUAUAGUAAUAAACUCAUUAACACACUU
Messenger RNA from Mya arenaria, 1633 nucleotides. Its product is annotated as 3-ketoacyl-CoA thiolase, mitochondrial-like. Gene Ontology annotation, biological process: fatty acid beta-oxidation. Bases 152 to 1351 code for a protein of 399 amino acids. The transcript is spliced from 11 exons. NCBI's taxonomy places the organism in Eukaryota, Metazoa, Mollusca, Bivalvia, Myida, Myidae. The record is from RefSeq and is a predicted model, not a curated record. Gene Ontology annotation, molecular function: acetyl-CoA C-acetyltransferase activity.